Molecule: messenger RNA, 5036 nt
Organism: Acanthochromis polyacanthus (spiny chromis)
Lineage: Eukaryota; Metazoa; Chordata; Actinopteri; Pomacentridae
Product: protein FAM102A-like
Exons: 12
Coding region: 306-1460 (384 amino acids)
Source: RefSeq, a predicted model, not a curated record
UCAGCUUUUAUUCUGACACGAACCAACCGGAAGUACCAUUACAUCACAGCCAACUUGAUGCCACCGUUAGCUGCAAAAGUUCCGAGGAGAGGAAAGAAAAACGGCUGGAAGCGUCUUUUUUCUGUCAUUUUCUGUCCCGGAGCUGCGGACGGUGGGUCUCAGGAGCCCCGAAAUGUCUCCCGAUUUCGGAGCUGAACCUCGACUGGAGCUGGAUGAGAACUGAAGCUGCGCCUCUUUUCGCCCGUUUUUAGAGUCGUUUUUUACUACGGUUUUUUUUAGUUUAUGCCAGUAGAGCCGGUGAAAGUAUGGCGUUUUUCGUGAAGAAGAAGAAGUUUAAGUUCCAGACCCAGCUGACCCUGGAGGAGCUCACCGCGGUGCCUUUUGUCAACGGAGUUCUCUUCUGCAAGCUGCGCCUGCUGGAUGGGGAUUUUGUCGCUACUUCUUCCAGAGAGGAGGUCCAGGAGCACUGUGUUCGUUGGAGGAAGAGGUUCACCUUCGUGUCUAAAAUGAGCGCCAACCCUCACACCGGAGUCCUGGAUCCGUCUGUCUGCAGGGUUUCAGUCAGGAAGGAACUCAAAGGAGGAAAAGCCUAUACGAAGCUGGGCUUCACAGACCUCAACAUGGCCGAGUUUGCUGGUUCUGGUUCUACGGUGAGAUGCUGCCUGCUGGAGGGAUACGACACCAAGAACACACGGCAGGACAACUCCAUACUGAAGGUGAUCAUUGGGAUGACCCUCCUGUCUGGAGAUCCGUGUUUUAAGACGCCUCCGAGCACAGCCAAGUCCAUCUCCAUCCCCGGACAGGAACACACCCUGCAGCUGGACUGUAAGGGGGAAGGAACCGCCGAGCCCGGCCCGGUUGGAGGGGUUUCUCUGGGCCGAGCCUCCAAACCUCGACCCUCCAUCAUCAGCUCAGGUCUCUUGGAGGAGUCAGAAACGAAUCAGAACCAGUCGAGUUCAGCAGAAGUCUUCCAGUCUGGUCACUCUCGUAACUCCAGCUACGCCAGCCAGCACAGCAAAAUCUCAGGCUACAGCACUGAGCACUCCUGCUCCUCCAGCCUGUCCGACUUCACACAUCGCAGGAAUACCUCGACGGGCAGCAGCACCUCCGGCGGCCUUUGUUUUACCACCGACUCACCUCCAGAGGGCGACAAGGACGCUGGACGUCCAGAGAGACCCCCUCGACCCCCAAGGCCCGUCUUACCCCCCAACAGGCCUCCCAGGAGGAAACAGGACUCUGUGGAGAGUCACCCCUCCUGGGUAAACGAUACUCGCAUUGAUGCUGAUGACAUCGUGGAGAAAAUUGUCCAGAGCCAAAACUUUGCGGAUAUCAACAACACUGAAGACAGCAACCUGCGAUUGUUCGUCAGCAGAGACGGAACCACGGCGCUCAGCGGCAUCAGGCUCGGAAACAGGGUUUCUGCAGGCGGCUACGAGCCCGUGGUGAUAGAAAGCCAUUGAAUGUCGACCUGCGGAUCGACUCAUCUUCAGGUUUCCUGGAGCUUCAGCCGGUCUGACGCUGUGAGAGGAAAACCUCGUCAGUUUGCACUUUAUGUUGAGUUUUGUGGCAGCACCAGUCUGCACUCCGUUCAGCUGUUUGAGUGAUGUUGAGGGCGAAACGUUGUUGUCGAAUCAUAAUGAAAGUUUUUAGAUUUCCGGAGAUGCCCAGAGGUUUGUUAGAACUUUGUUUAAAUGCCCUUUUCUGUUCACAAAGUUUACCAUAGGUUUGAUUUAUGUCCUUCUAAAUCUGAAAAAUAUUUCUGUAACUCCUCCAGUACUUGGCGGUAUCAGUGCCUUUUUGUCAUGUUUGGGGAAAAAAACUGAACUUAAUAGUAACGUCUAUUCAGCCUCAGAUCAUACAGCACUAUGCAUUCGACAGCAAGUUCAGUUUAUUUAAAUCAGCUUGUCGGCACAAGUUUAAAAAAGCAUCACAUCAGACAUCCAGGAAGCAAUCAGGAAGUCUAUAAAAAGCAAAAAGUGCACUUAAUUUCAUUUUAGCCACCAUCUCUGUUGACCUUGUGCAGUUCUACUCUGCUCCUACUGCUCCUGCAACACUUCCUGACCACUUGUAAAAGGUUUGGACAUUUGCGAUUUCACCAUGACUCUUGAACAAAUCUGUGUAGUCUGCGUUUAGAGAAAAGCUAAACAGCAGCCUCUGAUUUAAAUGUGGUCUCCUUGUGCAGUUCUGCUCUGCUCCCACUGCUCCUGCAACACUUCCUGACCACUUAUAGAUACACAUUUCCACUUUCACCAUGGAUCUUAAGCAAAUUCUGUCAACCCAUCCAAAGUGUCGAUGAUCAUCACUGAUGAUGGGAGGUGGGUUUCCGGCUACCAACCGUAGAUCAAACAGCCGUUUCCACAGUGAAACGCCCACAAUCUCCAUGACUGGCCGGUAACACAACCAGCAGUACACUUGUUGUUUCUUCAAAAUUCACAGGGUUGUGUAGUGUAAAUUCGUCCUCCAUGCAGCUCCUCGCUCAACCUAAUUUGACUCUUCAAAAAAAAUAAAAAUGCCAUAGUCACCAUUUCGACACAGUUUAGGCGGAUGGUGCUUGACACAUUUGUAGAACAGAGCUGUUAUGGAGCCUUACAUGUGUUGCAGGAACACUGGGAGCAGAGUAUCGCUGCACUAAAAGACUAUCUUGGAAGGGAUAGUGGCUAAAUUGAAAUCAUUUUUUUCUUUCUGUCACUGUUUUGAUGCAGUUAAGGCAGAUGAGGCUCAACACAUUUAUAGAACAGAGCUUCCAGGUAGCAUUACAAGUGUUGCAGGAGCACUAGGAGCAGAGUAUCACUGCAGUAGAAGACUGCUUUGGAGGGGAUAGUGGCCAAAUUUAAAUAUUUUUUUGCUUUCUGUCACCGUUUUGACAGUUCAGGCAGAUGAUGUUUAUCACAUUUAUAGAACAGAUCUUCCAUUUCGUGUUACAAGUGUUGCAGGAGCACUAGAAGCAGAGUAUCAUCGCACAAAAAGACGAAUGGGAUUGUGGCCAAAUUUAAACCAGUUUUUGCUUUCUAUAGAUGCAGAACUUUUUAUUGCACCUUUUAAGACUUAAGAUAACAAUAAAUGCGUCACUGCUUUGACACAGUUUACACAGAUGAUGCUUGACACAUUUGUAGAACAGAUCUUCCAGGUAGUGUUCCAGGUGUUGCAGGAGCACUGGGAGCAGAGUAUCACUGCACUAAUUUGUGCUUUUUAUCUGACUUCACUGUGGAUUUCGCUUAUUCCCAUUUGAUCACUAUUAAUGUGGCACAUUUUAGUUGCUGCAAACUGUCUGGAAUCACAAUCAAGAAUCUCAGUGACUUAAUUCUGUCAACAUAAAUGUGAUGUGAUGAAGUUUAUCUGAUCUCUCUCGACUUCCCGUGCAGUUUGAAUCAGAUCAACUCCUGCUGAACGUGACCAGGAGUUUAUAAAACCACUGAAGCUCUUCUGUUUUGCGUCUUUAGUUUGUGUUUCCCUGUUGAUCGGGUGAAGCCAGCAGAACCACUCAGUGCCUGCAGAGUUUCUCUCAUAUGAUCCUGAAGCGCUGUUAAACUGUGAGUGCUCGUGAUGGUGACCAGAGAAACGCCGCUUCCUCUUUGUUUUUUCUUUUUUGUUUCGGCUCCGUUAUUAACUACAGGUGGAAAUGUUUUGUGUGGUACAGGCUGUUCUGCUUUUAGCGGCCACACGAGGAAACAAAAAGGGGGGAGAUUCUGCAGCUGUAAAGCUCUUUGCUGCCCCCUGGUGGGGAAACAUCGGGUUUUCUCAUCAGUCCUUUGGUGUUUAAUGAAAGAGUUUACUUUGAGUUUGUUUACUGAUGAACAAACACCAAAGAGGCAGAAAAAAAGGAGUUUCUGCUCCAAGCAGCAGAAAAAUGGCGACCAGCUGGCUGGUUUUGGCCUAUUUUAUAAGCAGCUUUUCAGUUGUUUCACAAACUUUCCCACUUUUUAUCCAAAUUAGAGUCUUAAAAUCAUAUUUUUGUGUUUGUAUAAAGGUUAAUAAAGCCAGAAAUAUGAAAAAUAUUGCAUUUUAUUGUCACAAAACUCAUGAAACUAAGCGAUAAUUGUAACAUCUAAUGGAUUAAUGGAUGCCAGAUGGAUUUUUCUGGUAAUUAAAUAAAGUUUUAAUUGAUCAUUUUGCAGGUUUUUCUCCAUAUUUAUCUACAAAAAUAGAUUAAAAAGUCUGAUAAACAACAAAAUACAGUAAAAUUUGCCUCCUGCUAACAGUUUUUGUCAACAUUAUGUGACACUUUAGCUUUAAACACUUAGUUUAAUGACAGAAAAUUGACAGUGUUCUUUCAAAAAUGUCAAACCUUUGUUGGCUACAGCUGUUCAGAUUCUUUUUUUAGGGAUUAUUUUUGAAAUUUUGGACUUUUAGUCAAACAAAACAAGCAAUUUAAAGAAACUGAACACCUUAAGAGACUAAAUUUACAGAAAAAAGCACUAAAUCCUCACAUUUUCCAAUUUGAAACAACAAAUGAUUCACGUUUAUGUUAAAAAACACCUGAUUAACCAAUUAAACCAAUAAAAACAAUAAGCAGCUAAUAAACAAUAAAAAAAUCUGAUUUUAAGACUCUUAAUUAGUAUAUUUUUGUUUUUUUUACACUAAAGCUGCAGUUUUCCCCCUCAUUGUUUUUUUUUGUUGUUGUUGUUUUUUUACCACACUACAAAAGAAGCAACUUGUUGUGUUUCUGUUAAUCAAAUGGUUAAUUGUUCUCAUUAUAAUUGGGGAUGAACCACUGAAAAGCUUAUUCUGAAUUUGGGUUUACGUCGCCGCAGCCUUUUGUAUUCUCCUGAAGCAUUUAUUUAUGUUUUUUUGGUUGCUUUUUGUUUUUAAUCUUUGUGUCCGGAGGUGAGUUAUAAGCUACGCACACGACUCCCCGAGCUUCUCUUUUUGUUCUUCUGUUUUAGUAUUUCUAACAGAUUUAUUCUAUUUUAACAAAGCUAGUAUAACCUGAAGUUAUAGGAAGUCCAAACGUCACACUGUUUAGUUAAACCCACAGCUCUGUGUUCGUUGGUAUAAAUCUGCAGAAAUGACUUCUAAACAAUAAAAAGCUAAUCUGA